AAAGGUAAAGAAAGUGGAAACAUUGGGAUCAAAAAGGGUACUAAGGAAAAAAAUACACAUGUACUUAAAAGCACAGUACGGGAGCAGAUAGAAGCACAGAGGGAAAAGAGGAGAGCGAGGUAGACGGAUCCUGCUUAUGCCUACUCCAUCUCUCUUUCAGCACCAAGGACAGAACCUCUCAGCGGGUGACCCUAGCAACGUUCAGUUUAGGGUCCCUCCCGAAUCCUCUAGAGAAAACGGAUGCAUUCAAAAGCAGCUAUAAAACAUGCACUAAGAUCUAAUGGGGAAGCUGGAAAAGGAGCACACAAGUAAUUUCACCUUAGAGGUAAAAAUGGGUGAUUUUCUUUCUGUUCAUGUACAUAGUUUCUGUGUCCUGGGAAAGGCAAAGUUUGCUCUGCUUGGGUAUGUCUGCUAUCAGUAAAUGGCUGCAGGAGCUGAAUGCUAAACUCCACAGUCUCCAGAAAUCAGAAGAAAUUUUCAGGGAAACCACUUGGGGUCACGCUCCUUCCUCUGGGCUAUGGCGCCUCUGAGCCAGCUGAGUGGCCACCUGAACUACACCUGUGGGACAGAGAAUUCCACAGGUGCCAGACAGGCCCACCCACAUGCCUACUAUGCCCUCUCCUACUGUGCACUCAUCCUGGCCAUCGUCUUUGGCAACGGCCUGGUGUGCGUGGCUGUGCUGAGGGAGCGGGCCCUGCAGACCACCACCAACUACCUGGUGGUGAGCCUGGCUGUGGCAGACUUGCUGGUGGCCACCUUGGUGAUGCCCUGGGUGGUAUACCUGGAGGUGACAGGUGGAGUCUGGAAUUUCAGCCGCAUUUGCUGCGAUGUUUUUGUCACCCUGGAUGUCAUGAUGUGUACGGCCAGCAUCCUGAACCUCUGUGCCAUCAGCAUAGACAGAUACACCGCGGUGGUCAUGCCGGUGCACUACCAGCAUGGCACGGGACGGAGCUCCUGUCGGCGCGUGGCCCUCAUGAUUACAGCUGUCUGGGUGUUGGCCUUUGCUGUGUCCUGCCCUCUCCUCUUUGGCCUCAACACCACAGGGGACCCCAGCGUCUGCUCCAUCUCCAACCCUGAUUUUGUCAUCUACUCUUCAGUGGUGUCCUUCUACUUGCCCUUUGGAGUGACUGUCCUUGUCUAUGCCAGGAUCUAUGUGGUGUUGAGACAAAGGAGACGGAAGCGGAUCCUUACUCGACAAAACAGUCAGUGCAUCAGUGUCAGGCCCGGCUUCCCUCAACAAGCCCUCUCUCCUGGUCAGGCACACAUGGAGCUGAAGUGCUACUACAGCAUCUGCCAAGAUACUGCCUUGGGGGGACCAGGCUUCCAAGAAAGAGGAGAAGAGUUGAAAAGGGAAGAGAGGAGUCGUAACUCCCUAAGCCCCACCAUAGCACCCAAGCUCAGCUUAGAGGUUCGAAAACUCAGCAAUGGCAGGUUAUCAACGUCCCUGAAGCUGGGGCCCCUGCAACCUCGGGGAGUACCACUUCGGGAGAAGAAGGCAACCCAGAUGGUGGUCAUUGUGCUUGGGGCCUUCAUUGUCUGCUGGCUGCCCUUCUUCUUGACUCACAUUCUCAAUACCCACUGCCAAGCAUGCCACGUGUCCCCAGAGCUUUACAGAGCUACGACAUGGCUGGGCUACGUGAACAGCGCCCUCAACCCCGUGAUCUAUACCACCUUCAAUGCUGAGUUCCGCAAAGCCUUCCUCAAGAUCCUGUCUUGCUGAAGGAGGAGAGGCGGGAAUACUCCUUGUGCCCAUUUCUAGCUGCCAGGCUGUGGGGCCACU
Propithecus coquereli (Coquerel's sifaka) is the source of this 1780-nucleotide messenger RNA. RefSeq names its product dopamine receptor D3 (gene DRD3). NCBI's taxonomy places the organism in Eukaryota, Metazoa, Chordata, Mammalia, Primates, Indriidae. The transcript has 7 exons. Gene Ontology annotation, cellular component: plasma membrane. Bases 518 to 1720 code for a protein of 400 amino acids. The record is from RefSeq and is a predicted model, not a curated record. Gene Ontology annotation, molecular function: G protein-coupled receptor activity; dopamine neurotransmitter receptor activity, coupled via Gi/Go. Gene Ontology annotation, biological process: adenylate cyclase-activating adrenergic receptor signaling pathway; adenylate cyclase-inhibiting dopamine receptor signaling pathway.